Yarrowia lipolytica CLIB122 is the source of this 1815-nucleotide messenger RNA. RefSeq lists its product as uncharacterized. Gene Ontology annotation, molecular function: ditrans,polycis-polyprenyl diphosphate synthase [(2E,6E)-farnesyl diphosphate specific] activity. NCBI's taxonomy places the organism in Eukaryota, Fungi, Ascomycota, Dipodascomycetes, Dipodascales. Gene Ontology annotation, cellular component: dehydrodolichyl diphosphate synthase complex; endoplasmic reticulum membrane. The record is from RefSeq and is a predicted model, not a curated record.
AUGAGCACAAUUCAAAAAUACUCCGUCGUGACCCCGAGAUCUCUGGGACUCGAUGGUGUGAACUUCAAGGGGUUCGAGCUCGACAGAAUCUUUACUCCUGGCGCUAACCUCCAGGAUAUGCCCAUCACCACAUGGGAACUGUUGCAGUUCCAUAUUCAACACGCCAUUCUUGUGUUUCUACAUGAUACCAUCGACUUCUGGUACCAGAUUCACGGCGACGUAAAUCACGCAGCCACCUCAGUGUUGCUCAUGGUGCGAACUUGGACUCUAUGGCUCGUGGCACUGGCUCCGGCAAGACCUCACAGAGGUAGCUCCAGAAAUGACAACGCCAGACAUAGGGGCCAACAGCUGCGACGUUACGGAUCGGGAUCCUCCUUCAGGUCCACAGACUCGUCCGACUCUUCUGCCACGACCCACCAUCCCUCCUGGACCCACCAGCUGCGUACUUGGAUCACAGGCUGUGUCGUGUCUGUAUCAAGACGUCUGCCAUUGGCCUCUCGACACCUCAGCUGGCUCUACGCUUCAGCCUCAUCCGACCUCGGUGCUCAUCUCGGUCUGUUAGAGCAGCAAAAGUCUCCUCUGUUGAUCAAACGGGAAGUGUCCAAGCUAGGAACGGUGCCCAACAACGUAGGAUUCGUCUUCGAGCUUCAGCCUCUUCUGGAAGGACCACCAGAGCUCUCACUACCUAAACCCCUUCAUCUGGCCACAGGAGAGGUCAUAUACCCCAGUCAGGAUGAGGUCGACCAGGCACAGGGGGAGAUUGACGCAUACAGAGUCAAGAUGGCUGUUCACAACGACCGAGAGCAGGCCCGCAUCAAACAGAGUAUUGCCAACAUUGUCGUGUGGUGCUCUGUCGUUGGGAUCAAACGAGUCACUAUCUACGAAGAUUCGGGAGCGCUUCUUCGAGACCACGACAGUCUCUGGGAAAUCAUCCAGCGACAACUCAAGGCUUACUAUGGAUGCACUGCCACAAACUGCGGAUCUCGGCCAGAUUUUGUGACCAUUCACAGCCCUGGAAUUUCCCUUUCGAACAAGUAUGACAACGACUCAGGCAAGCUGCACUCUCUUACUCCCAAAGGAAGGUCAGACUCGGCCCAGCCCAUGGCUACGUCUACUCCUAUGGGAUCCCCUAAGGAUGAAGCCAUGACCGCCCUUUCUGCUUCUCCCGAGUCUGUGGAAAUGUGGGGGGUUGAUCUCACUCUCAUUUCCGGCACAGAUGGUAUGACCAAGGCUGCCCAGGUGAGUAACCUGUGGUUGAGUCAGGCGACCGUCUCUCCUCCCGUUGUUGAUGUUGAUGCGGUUCAUCAGUCUCUUCUGGAGCUCACCAGAGGUCCAAUUGAGCUCCUAUAUGUUGCCACCAAGCCCUACUGCUCCGUCAGACGGUUCCCUCAGUCCAGCAUCAACGACUCGGUGCUUGUGUACGACAAUCCUCGAUGCACCUUUAGUGAGUACGUGACUGGCUCUCUGCCUGCUGACUCUGUUGUGCGGCGAAGCCUACAGAAUAUCUUUGGGCCCCCUUCCCAAAGCCGGGACGAGGGCGGUAUGCUGUUUGAGUUCUUCUACCGGGGUCUCGAGACAUAUGCCCGGGCCCUUUCGUCCGAGUUUCGGUCCAUGGAUCGGCGACGUGCCCGACGGAAGCGACAACAGCGACAGAGGGAGAAGAAGGAAGAUGGAGGCACACGCGGCUCGAUCCGAGGUUCCCUUGGCCGAAACCGCAAGAAGGAAAGCGAGAAGGCUGCGACCGAGGAUACCCAGUCUCUUCGAAGCUCGAUCCGGGGCUCUUUCAGUCGAAAGGGAAAGGAGAAGGAGGUUUGA